AUGGCCGACCUCGAUCGCGUUCCCUCCACCACCGCCUAUGUUGUCGCCACGGCCAUCAUCGCCGGCGUGACUGGCUAUUUCCUCGGCCAAGGCUCAUCGCUGGGCCUGUUCUCCGUCAAGGAGAAGGAGGGCUGGCCGAACAGCUACAAUGUCAAGGUGCAUCGCGACUCCUCGGACGAGGAAUUCGACGACGAGGAAGAGGAGUCCGAUAGCGAGGAGGAAGGCGACGGCGGCGAGCUGGCCAAUUUCGACAACAACAACGAGGAGGUGAAGUUGGUGUUGGUGGUGCGGACUGAUCUGGGUAUGACGAAGGGAAAAAUCGCCGCCCAGUGCUCGCACGCGACCCUCGCCUGCUACAAAUACCUGACGACCUACACACCGAACUCGCCGAUCCUGCGCCGCUGGGAAAGCCAAGGACAAGCGAAGAUUGCGCUGCAGACCAAAUCGGAGGAGGAAUUGCAGUUGCUACAGGCGCAGGCCAUCAGUCUGGGACUCUGCGCGCGGGUGAUCCAGGACGCUGGACGCACGCAGAUUGCUAGCGGCAGUCGGACUGUGCUGGGGAUUCUGGGGCCGAAGAGCGUGGUGGACAGCGUUACGGGACAUUUGAAGUUGCUGUGA
Aspergillus terreus NIH2624 is the source of this 618-nucleotide messenger RNA. Its product is annotated as aminoacyl-tRNA hydrolase PTH2. The transcript is spliced from 2 exons. Lineage: Eukaryota; Fungi; Ascomycota; Eurotiomycetes; Eurotiales; Aspergillaceae. Bases 1 to 618 code for a protein of 205 amino acids. Gene Ontology annotation, cellular component: mitochondrion; cytosol. The record is from RefSeq and is a predicted model, not a curated record. Gene Ontology annotation, molecular function: peptidyl-tRNA hydrolase activity.